Gymnodraco acuticeps is the source of this 5337-nucleotide messenger RNA. It is a transcript of the gene nrp2a, whose product is annotated as neuropilin 2a. The record is from RefSeq and is a predicted model, not a curated record. Gene Ontology annotation, molecular function: vascular endothelial growth factor receptor activity; semaphorin receptor activity. Gene Ontology annotation, cellular component: membrane. Lineage: Eukaryota; Metazoa; Chordata; Actinopteri; Perciformes; Bathydraconidae. Gene Ontology annotation, biological process: axon guidance; vascular endothelial growth factor signaling pathway; angiogenesis.
CACACACACACACACACACACACACACACUACACACACACACACACACACACACACACUACACACACACACACCUCCCAGACGCGUCGACAGGACACACGCCGGAGUCUGAGCAGAGCGCAGAGCGUUACGGAGCCGCAGAGAGAGGAGCUGCUGCGGGAGAUGGCAUGAGAUUACCGGGCUUUUUGGAGAGCAAGAGCGCAACACCGUUUCUUAUUUAUUAUCCCGGGACACUGAAAAGCAGCGUCUGACCCUCGGACUGAGGCUUUGAGAGCUGUAACGGAGGACUUGCUAUUACCAAGGACGACCCUCGUGUGCGCAAAAAUACGCGGGGACGCAGAGAGGGAGAUACGGGGACUGGGAGACUGUCAGUCGGGACUUGGCGCACCCUGGAGCCGCUGUCUGGAGCGCACAGUAUCGAUCAAGGAGUUUGUUUGUUCACAUUUUUUUUGGAUGAGUGGCAUCGCUGUGCUAAAUGGACAGACUUUAAAGGAGCUGUGCCGAUAGAAAUCUCUGGAUUUCUUCAAUGACAUGUAGUUGGCACACAGUUUGCUCCACCAUGGUUUAAUAGACUCCGUGGGAAUAUUCCUUUUUGGUCUAAUACAGGGGUGUGGAUUUUUGUUGUUGGAGGAGCAGCAGAAUUGUUAUCGGAAACAUUAGAAACUUAAAGCUCUCUGCGAGUUUCUGCAACAUCCAAGAUGGAUUUUGAGUCAUCAUGGAUUGGAUUGUUGAUGGCAUUGUGUCAUCUGGCAUUGAGAGUCAGAGGAGAGGAGGUGCCAGCGUGCGGAGGCGUGUACGAUGCCACCGAGGCGGGUUACAUCACCUCCCCUGGUUACCCUCUGGAGUACCCCCCUCACCAGAACUGUCACUGGAUCAUCACGGUGCCGGAGCCCUCGCAGCGCAUCGUCCUCAACUUCAACCCGCACUUUGAAAUCGAGAGGCUGGACUGCAAGUACGACUUUAUCGAGAUCCGCGAUGGGACAUCAGAGAACUCCGAUGUUCUGGGUCGGCACUGCAGCAACAUCGCCCCGGCGCCCAUCAUCUCGUCCGGAUCCUCCCUGCAGAUCCGAUUCGUCUCGGACUACGCCCACCAGGGGGCCGGCUUCUCUCUGCGCUACGAGGUCUUCAAAACAGGGUCGGAAUUCUGCUUCCGCAACUUCACCAGCUCCUCCGGCAUGAUCGACUCCCCGGGCUUCCCGGAUAAAUACCCUCACAACCUGGAGUGCUCGUACAUGAUCAUCGCCCCGCCCCACAUGGACAUCGUCCUCACGUUCCUGACCUUUGACCUGGAGAACGACCCCCUGCUGGUGGGAGAGGGCGACUGCAAGUACGACUGGCUGGACGUGUGGGAUGGCCUUCCGCAAGUGUCUCCUCUGAUUGGUCGGUACUGCGGGACGAAGAUCCCUCCGGAGAUCCAGUCGUCCUCCGGCCUGCUGUCCCUCUCCUUCCACACCGACAUGGCCGUGGCCAAAGACGGCUUCUCCGCCCGAUACAACAUGACACACAAAGAAGUCAGCAACUCGUUCCACUGCAGCAUGGCGCUGGGCAUGGAGUCGGGGAAGAUCAGCGACGAUCAGAUCUCUGCGUCCACGUCCUUCUACGACAGCCGCUGGUUGCCCCGGCAGGCCCGCCUCAACAACGAAGACAACGCCUGGACGCCUUCAGAGGACAGCAACAAGGAGUACAUCCAGGUUGACCUCCACUUCCUGAAGGUUUUGACAGGCAUCGCCAUGCAGGGGGCCGUUUCAAAAGAGACGCAGAAGUCCUACUACGUCACCACCUUCAAGAUGGAGGUCAGCACCAACGGGGAGGACUGGAUGGUGUACCGGCACGGCAAGAACCACAAGAUUUUCCACGGCAACACAGACCCGACUGAGGUGGUUCUGAACCGCGUACCGCAGCCGGUCCUCGCCCGGUUUGUUCGUAUCCGACCACAGACCUGGAAGAAUGGCAUCGCCCUGCGCUUCGAGCUCUACGGGUGCCAGAUCACAGAUGCUCCAUGCUCCGAGCUGCAGGGCUUGCUGUCCGGCCUGCUGCCCGACGCUCAGAUCUCCGUCUCCUCCAGCCGGGACCUGGGCUGGAGCCCCAGCACCGCCCGGCUGGUGGCCAGUCGCUCCGGCUGGUUCCCCGCCCCCGCGCAGCCGCUGGCCGGAGAGGAGUGGCUGCAGGUGGACCUCGGGGUGCCCAAAACGGUGCGAGGAGUGAUCACCCAGGGAGCGAGGGGGGGGGACGCAGCGAGCGGGGCGACCACAGACAACCGGGCGUUUGUCCGGAAGUACAAAGUGGCGCACAGCCUGAACGGGAAAGAGUGGAAUUUCAUCAUGGACAGCAAAACCAGCCUGCCUAAGCUUUUCGAGGGGAACACACACUACGACGCCCCGGAGCUGCGGCGCUUCGAGGAGAUCGUGUCGCAGUACAUCAGGCUGUACCCGGAGAGGUGGUCUCCAGCAGGCAUCGGCAUGAGGGUGGAGAUCCUGGGCUGCGAGCUUCCAGAAAUGACCACGCCGGCCGCCACCGCCACACCGACUGUUCCCGCCGACGCUGAGACCACCACCGCCACCACCUUUACUACAGUAGCCACCUAUCCUCCAUCAGACAGCAUUUGUGACUUCGAUCAGGGCCUGUGUGGGUGGACUCACGACCGCAACGCCCCCCUGCUCUGGACCCUGCACAGCCACGGUGAGCUCAACAGCUACCUGCACAUGGACGCCAGCCUAAAGACGGAGCAGCAGCAGGCCUGGAUCGUGAGCCCGGUGCUGGUGGCCGACAGCGGGCCCCUGUGCCUCAGCUUCUCCUACCAGCUGUCGGGGGAGGCCCAGGGCCACCUGAAGGUCCUGCUGCGGGACGCCCACAACGAGGAGACCGUGUUGUGGACCCUGAAAGACGACCAGGGCCCCGUGUGGAGGGAGGGACGCACCAUCCUGCCUCGCUCCCCCAAAGACUUCCAGGUUGUGAUGGAGGGUUUCUUCGUGCACGGCACCAGAGGACACAUCUGGAUAGACAACAUCCACAUGAGCUCCAGCACGCCCCUGAAAGAGUGUACACAACCCUUCGCAGCGUUUUCUCCUGAAAACCCAGUUAGAAGACCCAAUGAAUUUGGAGAUGGACGUCUUUUCAGUGGCAGAGACUCUCUUGGUGGAGUUUUACAUUUCCCAGAGUGGAACACAGCAUCCCCGUCCUCCGACCCUCCGGUGACCCGCGUCUCGGAGAAGGACAACUCGUGGCUGUACACCCUGGACCCCAUCCUGGUCACCAUCAUCGUGAUGAGCUCCCUGGGCGUGGUGCUGGGGGCGGUGUGCGCCGGCCUCCUGCUGUACUGCACCUGCUCCUACAGCGGCCUGUCGUCACGCUCCUCCACAACCUUGGAGAACUACAACUUCGAACUGUACGACGGCCUCAAGCACAAGGUCAAGCUGAACCAACAGCGCUGCUGCACCGAGGCGUGAGGAGGCUUCACGAGAGGGGAGACGGAGCGAGAGAUGCUGCCAUUCUGUGAAAACCUCUCACUUUAUUCUUCAUUUCCUCACCUUUAGUUGACUUCCUCAGUGAGUGGUGCAGAUCCUCAGACAUAUUGACAACAGAAAGCCACUUUUAUUUAGCUCAAAUGGGAACUUCAAAGCUCAAAAAACGUGGCACAGACCAGUGUUGGUAGUAUUUGUGUGGUGAAAUAACCAAUGGGAGAAAGACUGCGGUUACCCAGAUGGAUCGUUCCAUUGCGGGGGUGUUACGCCUCAAAAAGUAUCUACACAUAUCAAUUACAGAAUCCUGUUCCACCAAACGUGUAUAAAUGCAUCCUAGAUUUGUACCAGGUGAAGUUUUGAAGCAGGAUACUGUGAGCUACACAGAACACGUUGUGUUGGAAAGGUGGUAGGUUAGGAACGUGCUUUGCAAGCGUCUUUUGAUCACAUGUGAACACAGUGGCCUAGAACUUAGCUCCUUUGUGUGGCCUGUUGGCUUUUUUUUGUUCCGUCCGUAGACUCUGCUACCUAUCAGCCUCAGUUAUCCUCUUAGUUCCUGACAGUCUGCGGUAUUUUUAGUCCCAGACGUCCAUCGCUCCGUUCCUCUCUGUUUAAUGUUUUCGUUCUGGCCUACCGCCAGCCUGUGAUGGCAGAUAAGUAGAAAAAAAAAGAGGCGUAUGUGUGUGUAGAGGUGGGGAGUUGGGGGGGGGGGGGGGGGCGACUUUUUAACACAUUCUUUUAAUGACAGAGAGAGUUAUUGUUAGAUUUAGUUGUUACUGGUUCCUGUCAAAUAGAAGGUCAUGUUUACAUCGUGGUUAAUGGUAAAAAGGUCAAGGAGCUUUGGUCGGUGCAACCUAUGGAUUGCUGGUGAGGGACUGAGAACCACUGAAGACAAACAGAGAGACACUGAGACCCCUGCUCUCUCACAGGGGCCAUGGGCUUUCUGCGGGGAAAUAACACUAACUGCGUGCCCCGGACACACAACACGCCUUAAAAUAAACUGUCCACGGAAAUGAUGAAAAAGGAAAGUUGAGGCGACACGAAGACAAGAGGUAUCCAUAUCCUUCUCGUUCCACGUGGACCUCAAAAGCCAUGAUUAAAGGACCUAUCCCCCCUUACUCACACAUACACACAGAGCACACCACCCACACCUCAAACUACUGGCUAAUUGUGGCCUGUUUUUUUUAAAUGUCGGCUCUCGCAAAGCAAGGCAGGCAUUCUUCGGGACUGUUUUUGAACCAAUCAGAAAGGGUCUUGUAUUGCACGCGCUCUUGAUGGACUCAUAAGCCAUGAGAAGAAGAGGGUGGGAGAGGAAGUCAGCUCCCACGCACGCACACACACAUUACUUCACUUGUAUAUACAGAUGUAUAUACAGAACAUGAACACACUCAUAAACACUGAGAAUCAAAGGGAACAACAGUUGCUGCUGAGAAGCUUACGGUAUAUAUUUUAGACCAUGGAGUACAGAAAUGCCCCAUGGGUUCAAUGCACACACGGGUUCAUCCCAUCUUGCUGUCACCACACACACACACACAUACACACACCCACACACACCCCCCCCUCUCCUCUGAGGCCCUCUUCUCUGGACCCCACUGACUCUCUUCAAAGUGCCUUGGAGCCUCGGGGGUCCAGCUUGCCUUUGGAGCCGGUAUCAGAAACAGAAAGUUGACGCUGACAGCGACAUGUCCCAGCGCCCCCUUCUGCCUGGGAGGACCAAAACACGUAAAUAAAAUUAAAAAAGGACGGGAUCCCCCCUUUCGCACUGCUCGGACUGCUGUUGUUGUUUUGAAGGGGACUUUGUACAGAAAUGCUCUUUUUAUGAUUGUUAUUAUAAUUAUUGUUAUGAUUAUUUAAUAAAGGAUUUAUACCAUAAUGAGAAA